Molecule: messenger RNA, 4874 nt
Organism: Teleopsis dalmanni
Lineage: Eukaryota; Metazoa; Arthropoda; Insecta; Diptera; Diopsidae
Gene: FANCI
Product: Fanconi anemia group I protein
Exons: 16
Coding region: 317-4771 (1484 amino acids)
Biological process (GO): DNA repair
Molecular function (GO): DNA polymerase binding
Source: RefSeq, a predicted model, not a curated record
ACAAUUGAAAUUGGUGUAAUGUAGAUAUAUGCACAUUUUCAUAAGGUGUAUAUAAAUAAAUAACAGUAUUUGUUAUAAAUCAAGAUAUAUAAUUAGCUUACAAUUACAUAUAUCAACUAAUCUGCUAACAAAAAAAAAACACCUUGAAAUUUAGACCAUUGUUGAUAAGACAGUACGGCCGGCAAUUAGACAGCAAACUUCGAGGUUUUGUUAUUGUAUGCGCGCUUAAAAUAUUUCAAAAUAUUCGCAAUAUUUUUACAAUUUUUAAUAAUUAAUGUUGUUUAAUGCAAAAAUUAUUUGAAAUACAGUGAAAAAAAUGAAUAACAAAAGUUUAGAAGCGAAAAUCAUAUCCUUUGGCGAAAAGAACAACUUAGAAGAACUGCAAAACAUUAUUAAAAAAACUAGUGCCAAAGAGUUAACUGUUGUACUAAAAGCUAAAUUUGGACGAAAUGAUUGCACUAGUUUCUGGAAUUACUUACUGCAAAGCUUCGACCUCAACAACUUCGAAGCGAAAGAGAAACGUUUCGCUUGUGUUAAGUGCUUCUUGGAUGGUCUAUUAAACGUGGAGUUGAGCACUAAACAAACUUAUGAUCUGAUAACACGUCUUUGUCAAGAUUUAAAUACAUUCGACAAUAAUGAACUGAUAGACAUUUUGGAACACUCAUUAGAUAGUUUACGUACGGGUGAUCCAAAAUGUGUGGGCUGGAAAGAUUUAUUACCAGAAACAUUGAAUAUAUUGGCAGAACAACCACGUCUAAGCGUAAAUGCGAUAAGCAUGAGUGGUGCUGAGUAUCGCCAACAAACAGUACAAAAUCUUACUACAAUGCGUUGGCCUAAGGAAGUACUUACACCAGUUGCUGCUAUGUUCCGGAAUUUAAAUCUCACUAACACAGAAACUGUUUUGAUUUUAAAUAAAUUUUCUGGUGUGAUACAAAGUGUUUCUCCAAUGGAAUUACCAGCUUUAUCCUAUCAAUUGUUUUUUAUGUGCAAAACAGCAUCAGAAAUAAUAAUACCAAUUAUAGGCUUGGAGAAAUAUUUUCAUCGAUAUUAUUAUAAAAAGUUAUUUGCUGAUAUGAAUAGUAAUAGCACCGAUUUUGAUAGCAUUGAUGAGUUUUCUGAUAAAGAACUACGCGAAGCAGAGGAAACUAUCUUACAUCAUUUGAACUAUUGUACACAAUAUAAAAUGAGCGAACAGCAAGUUAUAAUCGCCUUAAAGAAUUUUCAAUGCAUGCCAGACACUAUACUAACUCCUUUCGUCAUAAGCGCCAUAUUGACAAUGGCUUCAGCAAAUCGUGAUCCAGAUGCACAUCAGUCUAUGUUUACAUUAUUACAAUUUCUACGUGGUGUUAUAAGGUGUAACGAAGAUGAGCGAAACUUAGCCGAUUAUUCAGUUUGGUGUCGUGAUACUUUACAACGCAAACAAGUUGAUUUGGAUCAAAUUUUUAAUGUACUUAUUGAUCGCAAUAAGGAUGGCAAGGAUAUAAUAACACCAGGUUUACUCAAUCUUGUAUUUGUGCUGUUAAAAACGAAAAAUGCACUAACACUGCAUAGUUUAGCAAUUGGUUUCCUCACGAGAUUUAUUCGAAAACGUUUUGUAUUUGGUCAAGGCAUAGUGGAGAAGAUAGCUAAAUGGUUGGUUGUUGAACAGGAUCAAUAUCAAUAUUCUGAAUGUUUAACAUUGUUAAGUGUUGCAGAUACUUAUACUGUAUCCGAAUGUCUUACGACUAUUAAAUAUGUCAUGGGAUUUUUCUUAUCUUUACCAGCGGAACAAUCUAUGCGUAUGAUGGGCUUCAUAUUACCUGUUUUAAAAUUGUCUGCACAAGUGCGUGAUGCCUUCAUUGAUGAAUUACGAAAAGCUAUAAAUUCAAGUUCCGUUAAAAUACGUCGGAUGGCGGUUUAUGGGUUUUGUAUGGUACUGAAGCAGUUGAACGUCAAUAAUUCCCAUCGUUCUCAGCUGAGUGGUGUAUCAAGUUGUACCCAGCAUAGCAUUUCAGGUUUAUCCCUAAUGUCACAAGCAAUUUUAAGCAGUCAUAGUGGUGGUCAGCGUAAUUUUGAUAUGUUGACUUUGGAAAUCAUCGGUUUAUUAAGUAAAUGCUUUAAUGAGAAUCUGGAAAUUAAGAUAACAUUAUAUGAGAAUUUACAACGUGCUGUUGAGCUAAAUGGAAAAUUAUCACCACAUAUUAUACAAUUUAUUGAUUGGCAUUUUCGUUCGUUUUUCGAUGAGAAUACAAAUGAUGAAGAUAUUACCACAUUUACGGUUCAAUUUGAUUGCAUCGUGCGAUCUCAGGAAGAGGAUGAGAACGUCGUCAUAGUAAAGGAUAAUCUAGGCAGUCUUAUUCUAUUUCUCAGCCAUGCUUUAAUCGUAUUUGAAAAAUUUGAAAGUUAUUAUGAUGUACGCCCAAUAAAACGAUUAUUAAACUUAUCUGUGGAAAAUGUAAUUGCAAAGGCACUUAAUUUGGAGAUGAAUACACCAAACUCUUCUUAUAAAAAUGAAAUUGUCGCACAACAAAUAAAUUUCAUUGAAGGUCUUAUCGCUUACAUGGUCCUUACUUCCCAACAAACGAAUGAUAAUGCCAAAAAAUUGUCUUCACUCUUCAGGGAACACCAACGUCUUAUAGAUCUUUUAAAGACAAGCUCUUCAAAGAAGAGUAAUAAGGCUAAGGUCUCCAAUGAUUCAGAAGCAACUACAAUAAAUAUCAGCGGUAACAAUGCUGGUUCAAAAAAAGCAAACACAGGUGCUAAAAAUAUUUGGGACUUAGCUAUUGUAGAAAAGUGCUUACGUCUAUUACAUGAAGAUAUAGUGCCUUUUGCUUCUUCAGCAAAUACUUCAUCACUACGCAGCAAUCCUUUAAUAGUGCGCUACGUUUUAGAAGUUGCAACUUUGAAAGUAGAAGGUAUACGUCUGGAACCAGUUUACAAACAAUUAGCGCAUAGUAAACGUACUUUGAAAUAUUUAACCGAUAUUACAAAAGUGGUUUAUGAGCGUUGUAUAAAACGUUUAGCAGACUUAUCACAAAACUUUGAUGAGAAAAGUGCUGUACUAGCUGCAGAAUGUUUUAAGGAAUGUAUCAUCACUGCGAACACUGUCUACAAAGCAAAGUUUAAUGACAAUUUCAUUAGAGGAUUAGAGUUUUGUUCUGCAAGUCACGCGGAACAAAUUAUUGCAACGCUGCAUAAAACUGUUGAUCAUUUUAUGCAGGAAAAUGCAGCUACACAGCAGGAGAAAAAUAAGGAACCAAUUGCGCAAAAACUAGUCUGUGCUUUAUUACAAAGUUUGGAAGUGCUUUAUGAUAAUCUGUCGUUCUCUGAUCGUAUGACGACAGAGUCAUAUACUUGGCUAAUGAAUUUCUGUAAAAAAUAUGAAGUGCAGACGAAAGAAUUAAGUUUGAUACAUAAAUUGCUUUUUACACAAAGGCAAAAAACACAUUCCGGUGCUUUCUUCAAUAAAAUCGCACAUCAAUUAGGAAAAAUUAUUGGUACCAUGGAUGAAGAAGAGGAUGAGGACGAAGAUGAGGGUCCUACACAAAAUACUUAUAAACUAAAGUCCAUUACGAGUAGCAGUUUUGAGUCUUGCUUUGUUUAUUUAUGUGCAGCUGUACGUAAGCAGAUCGAGAAUGUUGAUUACUUCAUCCUUAAAGCGAAUAAUUCAAGCUAUAAGAUUCGCAUCAUACCAGAAGAAGAUCGGGAUGUUAAUCUAGCUGCCUUGCGUAAAUUGGAGCGUUCAAUAUGUUCACAGUUAAUGCAUAUAUCGCAAACACUGUUAAAGUUAACCAACAUAACCAUACCUUUAGGUGUGUGUAUGGACACUCUGUUAAAGCUUUUAAUGCAGCAUUUCAUUUGUUUGAAGAACUUAACAAAACAUUUUCUAAGUUGUGGUAUGACAACCAAACAUUCCGUACAGAAUGCUAAAUUCGAUGCGUUAGUACAUGCCAUGGGAAGGUCAUUACCAAAAAAUAUCUACGAACUCAUAACAUAUUUGGAAGCAAAUAUACUUGGCAGUGAGCGAGAACAUAAGAAAUCAAAUCCACAAAGUGAGAAAAGUAAAGUUUUACGUGAAACUAAACUUGUGCCUAAGGUUAUUCUCUGUGUCGAGAAUUUCAAUAAACACGUCAUUCUAUUGGCUAAAAAAACAAAUGAUCGUUUGGCCAGCUUUCUGCAUAUUGGUUCCGUACAUGAUUUUCGUAUAAAUACCAAACGUUUAAAAGAGGCAAUCGAGCGCACACUUUCUCACAGCAGCGAUAUUGAAACAGUUGGUAGUGAACAGUAUGAAAGUGAAGAAACCAAUAUAUAUGAAGAAGAUAUGACAGAUGAUAAUGAUAAUGAAGAAGAAGAAGAGAAUUCAGAAGCGGAUGCAGAUGUUGAAACUACUGUUAAAAAAACCGUUGAAAAACCCAUUAAGAAAACAACUGAAAAGUCCAAUAAAAAUGUCAAAACGAAGAAAAAUGUUCCAAGUCGUAAGCAGAGCAGUGACAAUGAUAAAAAAAAACAAUCCAAUACUCAAGCUAAUAAAAAAACUACGGGUAGACAAACGAAGCGCUCCAGUACUGAUAAUCAGGAUAAUAAUGAGGAAGAUUGUAUAACUCCGGAUAAUGCAAUUAUUUUGGAAAAUGAAAGUGAUAGAAAUUCAGUUUCUCAAUUAAUGAAAAACGUAGAAAAAAUUAAUAAAAAAGCCAAGAAACGCACACUCAGAGAGUUGGAGAAUAAUGAUGCGGAUGUUAGAUCAAUAACACCGGAACCAAAAAUACGUAGAGGCCGUUCCUCAAAGAAAUAAGUAUUAAAAUAGUUGUUAAUAACUUAAAAAAUAUUUGCUUAAAAGUAGCCGGUUACUUUAUUAUGUGCAGUUAAUAUACCAGACUAUGUUUAAUUUUUACUUU